UGUCCAUAAAGAUAUGAAAGUGCGCUAUUUUUAUGGAGAGAUUCAUGCUGCACAUUACAUUGAGUCACUCUCACGUUAAUGUAUUACAUUGAUGUGCACUCGACAUGUGUCGUUGAAAAAUGCCAUAGUAACCUCAAGUGAACUAUAAAAAUGAAAUAGGAGGAGAAUAUCUCAUAUUUUUCCCUGGGUGCUCAACGCCUAUACAGCCUACAGUUCAUGAUAGGCUAUUGUUAACAAGUUUGUGAAUAUUUUGAAUGAAAAAAAGGAAAAAUAAAAUAAAAGUGAUACAUCUGUCAUACAGGGCUACUGUGCCUGCUUGAUUUGUCUCCCCCCACUUUAAUAAUAAAUGUGCACAUAUUGUGAAUUAAUUUAAUAAACUUAGUAACCUAGCUUUCUUGGUAGCCUUCAGUAAAUUAACUUCUCUAAGAAAAAUAUUAAUAAAACAUCAGCUGACCAUAUAUUUAUUUUCAAUUUCAUAUUUCCAUAAUGAUAAAAAAAAAAUCAAGAUAAAGUUCAACCAAACAUUUAAAUUCAGUCAUCAUUUACUCAACCUCGUUUAAAUGAACCUCGAUGAAUGUAUACACUCACUUGAACAUACUCAUCAAUGCAUAUAUAAACUAUUAUUAUUUAUUUGUUUCUUUGGAUCUUUCUGUGUAAGUGUUUGUGUGUGUGUGUGUGUGUGUUUGUGUGUGGUUUUGAGAGGUGUGAUUUAGUUUGAGUACACUCAUUCUUCUCAAGGACUGUGAGUCAUUAGUCUGUGUCUCUCUUUUAAUUUCAUUUUACCUUUAGUGGGACUCAUCUGCUCUAAGCUGAAUUAACACAUUCACAGCAAAGUGUUUAAAGUGCUUACAUGGUGACAAGAAAUUGAGAUCCUGCUGUGCACUCUUUGUGUAUCUCAGACAGAGAUAGUUAGUAAUACCUAUAUAUUCUUUAAGGUGUCCACCACUGCAGAGAGAGAUGGAGAGCCGAAUUGAAUAUACUGAGUUAGACUCCUGCCCUCUUGUGUUUGUUAUAUACCAGUGCAGUGGAGCUUUAUCAUUUAAAGCAGAGGAACUGAUGUUCAGUACAUGCCUUGCAGAUAUUUACCUCAGAUCCAAAUGUCAAGAAUCUGCACCCUUAAUCUGUGUUUAAUCAUGUGUCAAAUUGAAGUGCAACUUUAAUGUGUAUUUUUCAAUGCGCUUUGUCACUUGAAAAACAGGAUGCAAGUUAUUUUUAUGAUCCCGCUGUUAAAGUUAAUUUCUGAUUUGCAUUCUAAUGCCAUACAAGGUCUAUGCAUUUCCCAAUACCCAGUGGGUAAUCUCAUUGGAUGCAUUGUGUUUUGACAUAUUCAAAUGUGGAUCAAAUCAUACCACAAACAUUCCUCAAAAGCAUACUGUAUUCUAGAUUGUGGUUUAAAUGACAGACCCGCUGCUUACAGCUGGCCUAAUAAAUGCACUGUUCCACUGUAGAGAGUAAGUCUUGAGGGGUGUUAUAUAACAACACAGGGUGUCUGUGCACAAGUGGAAAUUAUUAAAAUAAAUACCGCCAUGCCUUAUAUGUUCUACCUGCUACUGUUUAUACAGUAUGUGCGUAUUAAAUCCGGUGCAGUUAUAGUAUCAAGUAACCUCCAAAAUCUUCACCCUCUCUCAGUUCCUGCCUCUUCUUUUUGCUGUAUUAAAGAGAGAGAGGGAGAGAGGGAGAUGGAGAGAGAAAAGACAGAAAGAGAGAAUCCCCAUUCGGUGGUGUGCCUUUGCUACUGCUGUCAGCUGAAAUGCCUCAUCCAGCAACAAAGCGUAGCGUAUUUCUCCCUGCAUGCCUGAUGCCCAUGUGUGCAUAUGAAUCCCUAGCCCAGAGAGACCGAUACGGCAACCCGCCGCAAUGCUCUGCUGGGAGCGCAUACCGAGGGAUGUGAUCCGCUUCUGACUCUCUUCUUCCUCAUCUUGAUUUCCUUUCCUUAAGAAGCUUUGCUGCCACACCAAUCCAUAUGCCACACAAUACCUGCAAUGUUUUUUGCAUGUUAUUGUGCACUGAGGUCCAAUGUGAAGAACAGGCCUCCAGCGGUACAGGGCUCCCAGCACCAAAGCCACUCUCCAGCAUGUGUGAAUCCAGCCCUGAUGAGCUCCCCCUGGUACCGGUAUCAGGAUGAUGAUUCCCCUCCUCCAGAACACAACUUCCCGCGGCUCACCAAUGAAGUUCGAGCUCCGGAACUGGUGCACGUGUCGGAGAAGAACCUCUCAGAAAUCGAGAAUGUGCACGGCUACGUUUCCCACUCUCACAUUUCACCGCUUAAGCCUGCGCUGGUUACCCGGUUUGAUCUAACAUACCCGGGGGUGACCGCAGCAAACUACCUGGCAAGUCCUGCCCCAAUUAUUGUCAACACGGACACUUUGGAAUCUGUACCAUACGUAAAUGGGACAGAAAUUGAAUAUGAAUUUGAAGAGAUUACAUUAGAGCGGGGUAACUCAGGGUUGGGGUUUAGUAUAGCAGGCGGUACAGAUAACCCUCACAUCGGUGAUGAUCCCGGGAUCUUCAUCACGAAGAUCAUCCCUGGGGGAGCAGCGGCUGAAGACGGCAGACUCAGAGUGAAUGACUGUAUUUUGCGUGUGAACGAAGCAGAUGUCUCGGAGGUGUCUCACAGUAAGGCAGUAGAAGCUCUGAAAGCAGCCGGAUCGAUCGUUAGGCUCUAUGUGCGCAGGAGGAGACCGAUGCUGGAGACCGUCACCGAAAUCAAACUCAUAAAAGGACCAAAAGGGCUCGGCUUCAGUAUUGCGGGUGGUGUGGGAAACCAGCACAUCCCGGGUGAUAACAGCAUUUAUGUCACUAAAAUCAUCGAUGGGGGUGCUGCGCAGAAGGACGGACGGUUACAAGUUGGAGACAGACUGCUUAUGGUGAAUAACUACACUCUAGAAGAAGUGACCCAUGAAGAAGCAGUGGCCAUAUUGAAGAACACGUCAGAUGUGGUAUACCUAAAGGUUGGGAAACCCACUAGUGUCUAUCUCUCAGACCCCUAUGGGCAGCCUGAUAUCACACACUCAUUCUCGCCCGCAAUGGAAAAUCAUAUCUCUUCCCCCGGUAAUAACGGCACUCUGGAAUAUAAGUCCAGUCUUCCGCCCAUCUCCCCCGGUCGAUAUUCCCCCCUGCCCAGGCACUUGCUGGGGGAAGAGGACAUUAACAGGUUGGAUGGUUUUUCCUUCCUACGAAAUCCCUCGUUAGAUGAGAUGGAAGGUCACAGGUUUGAUUCCCAGCACUUCCAGUUGAGGCCUCCAGAGCCAGUUUACAGCACUGUGAACAAACUGAGUGACCGCGCCCCCUCUCCCCGUCUCUACUCCCCCGUGGAGUUUGAUAAAAGCCCCAUGCACUCAAUCCCCCACUUCCCUCACUAUCACGUAGGCCUGCUCCCUGACUCCGAGAUCACCAGGGAGCCCAGGAAGAUCGUUCUGCACAAGGGCUCGACCGGGCUGGGCUUCAACAUCGUUGGAGGAGAAGAUGGAGAAGGCAUUUUCGUCUCCUUCAUACUUGCAGGAGGGCCAGCAGACCUCAGUGGAGAGCUGCGGAGAGGAGACCAGAUCCUAUCCGUUAAUGGAAUCGAUCUGCGAGGUGCCACUCAUGAACAGGCUGCAGCUGCACUGAAAGGAGCGGGGCAGACGGUAACCAUCAUCGCCCAAUACCGACCCGAGGAACUUGCCCUGUGCUCCCCACGCCGGGCCCAGCCUCCAACUGCAGAAUACGGGCGGUUCGAGGCCAAAAUUCAUGACUUACGAGAGCAGAUGAUGAACCACAGCAUGAGUUCUGGAUCUGGAUCCCUCAGAACCAAUCAGAAACGCUCACUCUAUGUCAGGGCUCUGUUUGACUAUGAGAGAGCGAAGGAUAGUGGUCUGCCCAGUCAAGGUCUCAGUUUCCGAUAUGGAGACAUCCUCCAUGUCAUCAAUGCGUCUGAUGAUGAGUGGUGGCAGGCCAGGAGAGUGACGCCAGAAGGGGACAGUGAAGAGAUGGGCGUCAUCCCCAGCAAGAGGAGGGUGGAGAGAAAAGAGAGAGCUCGCCUGAAGACGGUUAAAUUCAACGCAAAACCCGGUAGCCUCGAUUCUAAAGGGUCAUUCAGUGAAAAACGUAGAAAGAACUUCAUCUUUUCACGCAAGUUCCCUUUCUACAAGAACAAGGACGCCGACGAGCAAGACGGCAGCGACUCGGAACGGAGUCAAGAGGAACUGAUCCUCUCCUAUGAGCCUGUCAUCAGACAAGAGAUUAAUUACGCCAGACCAGUUAUAAUCUUGGGGCCCAUGAAGGACAGAAUCAACGAUGACCUCAUCUCAGAGUUCCCGGACAAGUUUGGGUCAUGUGUGCCACAUACUACCAGACCAAAGCGGGAUUAUGAAGUGGAUGGGAGAGAUUAUCACUUUGUGAUCUCUCGAGAGCAGAUGGAGAAAGACAUCCAAGAGCACAAGUUCAUCGAGGCUGGACAGUACAAUGACAAUCUGUAUGGAACCAGUGUCCAGUCUGUCAAAUAUGUGGCUGAGAGGGGUAAGCACUGCAUACUUGACGUGUCUGGGAAUGCCAUAAAACGACUACAAGUAGCACAACUCUACCCCAUUGCCAUCUUUAUAAAGCCUAGAUCCAUUGAGUCCUUAAUGGAGAUGAAUAAGCGGUUGACGGAAGAACAGGCCAAAAAGACAUAUGACCGUGCCAUGAAACUGGAGCAGGAGUUUGGCGAGUACUUCACAGCGCUGGUUCAAGGGGACACACUAGAGGACAUUUAUAACCAGUGUAAGAUGGUGAUAGAGGAACAGUCUGGACCUUACAUCUGGAUUCCCUCAAAAGAAAAACUAUAAAAAAAAAUCACCUUACCCUGGUAGGGACCUUGGACUGCAAAAAACAAAACAAAAAAAAAACAUAGGAAUAAUUUGUAAUAUAAUAUAAAUUAUUAUUAUGGCAAUGUUUAUUGUUAACUCUUACAGUGAUUUUAUUUUGUUUGUUUGUUUGUUUGUUUGUUUAUUUUACGUUGCAUUUUUUCACUUUCAAUAUGAAUGUUCCUGAAUGUACACCACAAAGUGUUAGAAGCAUUUUUGGUCUCAACAGAAAAGUGGACUCUUUGUUUGUAUAUUUAUUGGUUAGCAUUUUAAUUUAAGGAAAAAUGGAAACAAAAUUUAGCGCUGAGUAUUCUUCUUCAAACAAUCAUCAGUUGGGAUUUCGAGCAGAAGGACAAAGAAGUAGGUCAGAUCAUCACGGAUGAUUUCCACGCACCAUCACCACCUCCAAGAAGAAAAAAAAAAUCUAUGUUGAUAUCAGCUUUUGUCACUUUUCACCCAAUCGGCUGGUUUCACACACCUCCCAGACUCAUUUCACAAACUCAGCAUCUAUGCACUCCUGUGGCUAACAACACACACAUUGAUUGUGUUCUCCUUUUUUUUGUAUUUGCAUUAUUUUGUUAAUUUUGUUUUGUACAGACAUCCAUUUUGUUUGAUUUAGUUCAAAUUGUACAUUAUUUCUAACGGAUCCUUUCAGAAAAGGAUUAAAAGAUGCUUUAGUUAGUGUAAACGGCUGAGGGGAUUCAACUAGCUGUAGGAUAUAUGACACUAUAUUUUGCUAUUUAUAUUGAUAGAGGACACAACAGCACAGAAAAUAUUUAUAAAGAUGAUAUAUAACUUUGUCUAAAGAAUCAUUUUGGAAAAGAGCUUUUAUUGGGACUGGUGUAUCAUCUUGUGUCAUUGCUGUUGUGCUGGUGAGAAUGAAAGGUAAUGAGUGCAUGUUUUCCCUGAACAAAACGCCCCCUUAUCCGUCCAGUUCCUCUAAAUCUAAACCGACUGAGAGUUCUGAAAUCUCUGGAACUCAAAGAACUUUAAUUGGCUGAGGAUUAUAUUGUUUGAAUUGAGUGCGUUUCAGCUUUGUUCAGUCUGGAUAACAGGAAGGAGCUCGAUGUUUGCGAAUCAUUCAUUGAACGGCUGUUCGGUCGCGGCCUCCCUCAAGCACCCUCUAAAGUGUUUACAGUACCUCAACUACAGUUCAGAGAGAAAUUGAGGGCCAAAGGGACAAGGUCUGCAAGCGGUCCUGUCUUAAAAGCUUUUACGUAAAUGUAGUAUAAAGAUCUCGGAAUCAUUUCAGUUUGUUGUUUUUUUCCAUUUUGGCAUGCUCUACACUCGUGGCUUCCUGUCCACUCAUUCACAAUGCAUACUUCGGUCAUUCGUGCCCUUUCCAUGUCUAGUUGAGAGAGAUUCCCGUCCUUCUACAUUAAUAGUACAGCUCUCGCCAUUCGUGGAAACUACAAAUGCCAAAAGCCAUUAACUCUGCUCACUCGUUUCAAAUGUGGGGGGGAAUUAUUUGUUGCAAUAUUUAUUGGGAGAUGUUACAGCACGGUUCUGUGGCAAGAGUCUUUUGACCUACUGGUCACCACUUGCCUUAAAAAAAGGGAAGAGGCUUUUCGGGCCAGAUAGACAUUUUUUACGCUUUCUUGAAGACUGAGCACUUUUGUAUAUUUGAGAAAUUAUUCACAGAUUGUGUUCAACCAGGUAGUGGACACAGAGGGGGAUUUUCAGAAGAGAGGGACUGAAUAUCACAGUGAAGCUCUUCAGGGUGUAAUAUGAAAUUUCUUUGAAUAACAAUAGAUAAUGUAUACGUUAUUACGACAAUGUAAACCAUGGACGGCAUCAGUGACUAUCAGAAUAUAAAUUGAACAUUUUAAAUGCUGUGAAAUAAUUUUUUCCUCUUCUACAUACAUGUGUACUUUUUCUUUCUCCUUAUUCAGUGUGAUUGUUCUAUCAUCUGUAGCAUAUCAUUUUCUAAAUUUAGUUCUAAAUGCACACGAUGGAUCGUAAAAGCAUCUCACAGGAUUUAGGAUACCCUUCAUGUCAAAAUAUUUGCUUUUAAAUCUAUUGGUAUGAUUAUUAGGUAAUCAAAAGUGCAUCUCAAUUACUGAUGCAGUGGCUUUAAUGAAAAUCAAAACCCUGCAGAUUGUACGCACUUGAACGAGGCUCUCCGAAGCCUCAUGGUGCUCAUAGUCUGAUUUGGUCCAUUAAUUCCAAGUGAAUGUUCAGCUUAGUCAAACAUGCUGAAAUGGGGUUGUUUUUGUCUCAGGGUUGCCAGAUAGGGCUUAAUCACUGAUAUUAAACCUUCAGAUCAAAGUGCAUCUGUUUAUCACCUAAAUCUCAAAUGUUUUAUUCCUGAUACCUGCGUUGCAUUUAGUCUAUUCCUUUGUUCUGGAACGUCUGUGUCCGGUGAGUUCGCUUUGUGAUUUAUUUAUCCCCAAACGGGCGAUGCAAAAUAUUUUCCACGCAUUGUUUUUUUUUUAUUUAUUUUUUUUCUUUCUCCCUGAAACCCAAAUGAUAUGUGCAAUUUUGUAUAUAAAUAUCUGUUUGCACUUAUUGUAGUUGUAUAGGAAAUCUUUAAUUAACACUGUCCCCAAACCUCUCUGUUUUUUCUAUUUAUAUCACAGGAGAUUAAAGUUAAAUUAUUAAACACUUACAUCCCC
Messenger RNA from Megalobrama amblycephala (Wuchang bream), 7438 nucleotides. It is a transcript of the gene dlg2, whose product is annotated as discs, large homolog 2 (Drosophila). Gene Ontology annotation, molecular function: kinase binding. The transcript is spliced from 26 exons. Gene Ontology annotation, biological process: chemical synaptic transmission. Lineage: Eukaryota; Metazoa; Chordata; Actinopteri; Cypriniformes; Xenocyprididae. The record is from RefSeq and is a predicted model, not a curated record. Gene Ontology annotation, cellular component: postsynaptic density membrane; neuromuscular junction; neuron projection. The coding region runs from base 1983 to 4805 and encodes 940 amino acids.